GGCGGAAGUGGCUCGGUGCGGCGGCGCGAUGUCGGCCAGCGCCGUCUACGUGCUGGACCUGAAGGGGAAGGUUCUCAUCUGUCGAAAUUACCGUGGAGAUGUGGACAUGUCGGAGGUGGAGCAUUUUAUGCCGAUCCUUAUGGAAAAGGAAGAAGAGGGGACACUGUCUCCCAUCCUGGCACACGGAGGAGUUCGUUUUAUGUGGAUUAAACAUAACAACCUCUAUCUUGUUGCAACUUCCAAGAAAAAUGCUUGUGUAUCACUCGUGUUCUCAUUCCUCUAUAAAGUAGUUCAGGUUUUUUCUGAGUAUUUCAAGGAGCUGGAAGAGGAGAGCAUUCGGGAUAAUUUUGUUAUUAUUUAUGAGUUGUUAGAUGAGCUUAUGGAUUUUGGUUAUCCACAAACCACCGAUAGUAAAAUUUUACAAGAGUACAUCACUCAGGAAGGUCACAAACUUGAAACUGGAGCUCCACGUCCGCCUGCCACUGUGACUAAUGCUGUUUCAUGGAGAUCAGAAGGGAUAAAAUACAGGAAAAAUGAAGUGUUCCUGGAUGUUAUAGAGUCCGUUAACCUGUUGGUCAGUGCCAAUGGAAAUGUAUUACGGAGCGAGAUUGUUGGGUCCAUUAAAAUGAGAGUCUUUCUCUCAGGAAUGCCGGAGCUUCGCCUUGGGUUAAACGACAAAGUUCUCUUUGAUAACACAGGCCGUGGCAAAAGUAAAUCAGUAGAACUGGAAGAUGUAAAGUUUCACCAAUGUGUUCGUCUCUCUCGCUUUGAAAAUGACAGGACGAUUUCUUUCAUUCCACCUGAUGGAGAGUUUGAACUCAUGUCAUAUCGUCUUAAUACCCACGUAAAACCACUGAUCUGGAUUGAGUCUGUGAUUGAAAAACAUUCCCACAGUCGCAUCGAGUACAUGAUCAAGGCAAAAAGUCAGUUUAAACGUAGAUCAACUGCCAACAAUGUGGAGAUUCACAUUCCAGUUCCCAAUGAUGCAGACUCACCAAAGUUCAAAACCACGGUUGGAAGCGUCAAAUGGGUUCCAGAGAACAGUGAGAUUGUCUGGUCCAUUAAAUCUUUCCCAGGUGGAAAGGAGUAUCUGAUGAGAGCUCACUUUGGACUUCCAAGUGUUGAAGCUGAAGAUAAAGAAGGAAAACCUCCCAUUAGUGUCAAGUUUGAGAUUCCAUAUUUCACCACAUCGGGAAUCCAGGUCCGUUACUUAAAGAUAAUUGAGAAGAGUGGCUAUCAGGCUCUCCCGUGGGUUCGUUACAUUACCCAGAAUGGAGACUACCAGCUUCGAACACAGUAAACGCCUUGCAAGCACCACAGAAGACAAAACUUCAAGCCUAGAAUUUGUUUGCGAAGACCUCUGUGGUACUGAGAGCUGUGAAUGUUGUUGCCAAGGUCUUGUAUCUACAAACACGGAUUGUGCAGGAGAAAGAUGGGAAAUUUACUGUUUUCAAUAAUGUGUUUGAGCGUAUGAACCAUUAGUAUCGAUUGUGAGGAUAUUUAUUUCAUUCAUUGAACAUGCUGAUCUUGCUGCUAAAUGCAAUUACAGUAGGAGUAGCAGUUAUCUUGAGGAGACAGGAAUCCAGAAUGAACCUUGAGAAUGUCUUGUCAAUGCCUUGUCAGUUGUACUCACAAAGUCUUUAGUAUUCAUAUUUUAGAGUCUUUAAAGACAUUGGCAGCACUGUACUACAAAUUAGAGAGAUGAUUGUGCAAUUCCAUGACUGCUGAACGCGUAGUUGUAUUUAGCCCAAAGUAUUUAUUUUUUCCUCCRGGGCAUCUGGGUGCCUUAACUCAUUCAAAGCUCUGUUAACUUAUAAAGAUUUACUGAAUAAGAGUUAAAACUAUCCCAAGUCCAAAAAAUCGUUUGUGCUUUUUGAAUGGUUUUUCAACUUAAUUCGUCUUGAGGAACAGCUUCAUUAAGUUUACAGGUGUGUUAAAGACCAAGUUCACAGAAAGCAAGAGUUCACAAACCUACAUUCAGUGGGAACAUCUCUGUGGAAGCAUGAUGAUUGCUGGUUCAGAUUAGUUCAGGUGCAAGUUGAAAAGAUCCAAUACAUUAUAAAAACCCUAUGCCAAUUAAGUACUACUUGCUUUUUCUUUAUUAGUAAGAUGAAAUUCAAAAGUAUAAUGUGUAGGUAUAAGACCUUAGAUGAAGUAAUUCAAAGGACCAAAACAGUUGUGGAGGCAAUGAAAUUUAAUAGGAAGAUAGUGGAUUUUUUCUUUUUUUUUUUUUGCCAAAUAGCAGUAACAUUCUCCAGCCUCUUCCUGACAAUUGAUUGUUGUUUAUGGAGAGGCUGAUGGAAAUACAGUUACCGUUUCUCUUCUGUUUCUUGCCUUUGUGUCCGUUUUGGGCAGAUUGUUCCGGUUUUUGCUAUAAUUCUCUGGAGUUAUUUGCCCUGAAAGGGAUGCUUGCUUUCUCAGUCUCCUCCAUUUGUAAACAACUGUUGUUAUAAGCUUCCUGGCAGAAUGCAGAGCAGUUCAGAAUGUUGUGCUUAAAAGGUGUCUUUUCUUUUUUUUUUCUUUCUUAAUUUUUUUAUCAUGUUGUUUCUUUUUUUUUUUUCAGAGAAAAUAAGAUUGGCAUGGGUGUAUAUAGUUCUGAUUUCAGAUUAAAAAAGAAAAACAAUUCAGUAUUUUCUUUAUUUUUUUUAGAAUGUUUUUUGUUUGAGUUUAGUACUCCUGACAGAUGCUGAAUUUGAACUGCUGAAAGCUCAGUAUGUGUCCCUGAACUUGAUGUAAUAUAUAGAGAGCUCUGUUGACUCUGCCAUAACGUUGGAAAGAUAUUCUGCUCAUUGUCCCCGUUAAAUCCUUGUAGAAUAUAAGUACCUACGCUAUAUAUUAUUAGGAAAAAAAUUGAUUAAAUUCCCCUGAGAUGCAGCUUCU
Nothoprocta perdicaria is the source of this 2880-nucleotide messenger RNA. It is a transcript of the gene AP1M1, whose product is annotated as adaptor related protein complex 1 subunit mu 1. The transcript is spliced from 12 exons. Lineage: Eukaryota; Metazoa; Chordata; Aves; Tinamiformes; Tinamidae. Bases 29 to 1300 code for a protein of 423 amino acids. Gene Ontology annotation, cellular component: clathrin-coated vesicle; clathrin adaptor complex. Gene Ontology annotation, molecular function: clathrin-cargo adaptor activity. Gene Ontology annotation, biological process: vesicle-mediated transport; intracellular protein transport. The record is from RefSeq and is a predicted model, not a curated record.